Messenger RNA from Symbiodinium natans, 414 nucleotides. NCBI's taxonomy places the organism in Eukaryota, Dinophyceae, Suessiales, Symbiodiniaceae. The record is from the annotation of a GenBank genome assembly.
AUGGACAAAGUGGCGACCGCAGAGUCCUGCCGCCUUCAAUGGGCAAAGGCUCGUGGCCACCCGGUUCCCGAUGCGACGAGGCACAGCCUGGCCGUGUCUCUCGCCGGACACGUCUUAGACCUGGUGGACGUGGCGCUGUGGGAGGGCCCCGGCUCGGAGGACUUCGUUCCUCUGGAGUUUCUUUUCACGGGGGCGCCCAGUUGUGUUGACGAGAGCGAAAUGGCAUCAGCACUGACGGAGAAGUUGGAAGACCGGCUUCAGGAUGGGAAUGCCCAUGGGGUGGGGUCUUCAGGGGUCUUCACGGGUCUUCACGCACUUCAUGAGGGCUCCUUUUCAAGCGGUUCAAAUCCAGAGGAGGAGCACAGGGCAGAGUUCCGAUCGCAACUGAAGCAGCGCGCCGCCCUCGGGGAGUAG